This is a messenger RNA of Aspergillus versicolor CBS 583.65, 1245 nucleotides long. RefSeq names its product acyl-CoA-binding domain-containing protein. Gene Ontology annotation, molecular function: fatty-acyl-CoA binding. The record is from RefSeq and is a predicted model, not a curated record. Gene Ontology annotation, biological process: fatty acid metabolic process. The transcript has 4 exons. Bases 1 to 1245 code for a protein of 414 amino acids. Lineage: Eukaryota; Fungi; Ascomycota; Eurotiomycetes; Eurotiales; Aspergillaceae.
AUGUCGGACUCCGUGGAUCGAGUCUUCGUCCAUGCCCUCAACACCGUCAAACGCAUCCCUCGAACCGGAACCGCGCGGCCGCCGGCCACGGAGCGGCUGAAACUCUAUGGAUUAUACAAGCAAAGCAUGGAGGGGGAUGUCGAAGGGGUAAUGGACCGACCUGUCGGGAAUACAGCGGAUGUUUAUAUGGAAUGUGAGAAAUGGGAUGCCUGGUUCGCUCAACGCGGUAUAUCUCGCACAGAGGCCAAACGGCGAUACAUCUCAACCCUUGUUGACACGAUGCACACGUACGCUUCACAAACUGCCGAAGCGCGCGAACUCGUGUCUGAACUUGAAUUCGUCUGGGAUCAGGUCAAAUCAAAUAUGUCUUCCUCCACGGCGGCGUCGAGCCCUGUACAAUCAACUGGGUUUUCUCCAAUACCACAGCCGCAGUCAUCAUAUGGGAGUAUCGGUGCCCAGUUAGCGCAACACCCAGAGUAUCAAUAUCUAGCGUCAACGGCGCGCGGGGACUCUCGCCUGCGUGUAUUAAGUCCUGUCAGUCAGCCUGACGAGAUUUAUCAACGGCGUGCAGCGCGAAAGAACUACGAUCGCGAACAAGGGUCGGAUCAAACAGUUGACGACGAAGACGAUGUAGAUCUAGACGAGGACGAAGAUGAGGAGGAGUAUGCCGAGGCCCAGGCCAAUCUCUAUGGAGACGAUGAGGACGAAGACGAAGUAAGCGGCGUCAUUGAAGAUGAUGACGACGAGCAUGGAUACACAAAUCACGACCCAGAUGGAAAUCGGAGUCGGAAACGCAUUCGCAACCGCAACCGCAACCCCAACGGUAAUGACCACCACACUCCAGACCCAAGCGCAGAGGAGGGAAACGUUCUAUAUCAAGGAGGCAUGCUAAUGCACCAGAGUAAAGACGAUGUCGAUAGCCGGCGAUGGCGCCGCAGAGUCGAGCAGGCCUUGACCAAAAUGACCGCCGAGAUUGCCGCCGCCCGCGAACAGGUGGAAGCACGCGCCCUGUCUGCCCGUCGGAGAUCAGGCGUUUGGGCCUGGCUACGAUGGCUGGUCUGGGUGACCCUCCGGCAGAUCAUCUGGGACUUGGCUGUCUUGGGGAUGUUGUUGAUCUGGAUGCGCUUGCGUCGGGAUCCACGGCUCGAGGAGCAGCUGAAGGCCGGGUGGUCCGUCGUGAAGACCCGAUUAAAGGGCUUGAAGGCUCUGAGAGGCAUGAGGAAAGUAUAUAUACCAUUUCCUUGA